AUGCGUGUAUGCUCUCACAGACUGUACGCGGUUUUACUUCUGGCUAUAUCCUUGCUGCAACUCGUGGCGUCAUUUAAAAGUUUCCAGAUUCGCAUCCCAAACGGGGAUUCUGUUCCUGGGGUCGGUCAUUUUCUUGUGGAGGGAACUGGGGCCAGGAACCAGUUCGGUCUAGACUUUGCAGGAGCCGGACUGAAAUGGACAGAAGCUCUUUGCCGGUCAGACUCGGACGGAGAUGGACGAACCAAUGGAGCGGAACUGGGUGACCCAGACUGUGUGUGGAAAGAACAUGAGAUCCCCAGAUUCAACACAAGCCUCUCUCAUCCAGGAAUCUGUGACCCCUGGGACAGUCCGGCUUGCCAGCAGCGGCAACAACCUGGAGGGCUGUGGGCUAGCCAGGGUCAGUGGCUGGCUGAGGUGUGUCGGACUGGUGGUCUUGAUUGUCCAGCUCUGGAGGAAGAUGGUGUGAAGAACUUGACUGUUCGGUUUCCCUCUGGAAGUCCAGUACCGACCAAGGAGACAACUUACAUCUGUAUGAUCUUUGACAUCUUUGAGCUGGGCUUGCCCCGGGACCAGGACUUUCACCUGGUUGCUGUGACACCUGCGUUAGACAACAAGGAUGUGCUCCACCAUAUUAGUCUCUCUGCUUGUACAGGUGGUAAACCCUACGAAUGUGGCGCCCUGGCGGCCUCCGCCUGCCAAGAAUUUCUCUACGUGUGGACUGUGGGUAGAGACGGCGAGUGUUUCAACCAACAAGCUGGGAUGAGGAUAGGACGAAAUGGCUACAGAACAAUUUCCUUAGAGUUGCACUGGAACAACCCUGAGGGUAAGGCUGGACUAACGGACUCUUCUGGGCUGGUUCUACACUACACACCCAACUU
Molecule: messenger RNA, 878 nt
Organism: Candidula unifasciata
Lineage: Eukaryota; Metazoa; Mollusca; Gastropoda; Stylommatophora; Geomitridae
Source: the annotation of a GenBank genome assembly